This is a messenger RNA of Cutaneotrichosporon cavernicola, 2253 nucleotides long. RefSeq lists its product as uncharacterized. Lineage: Eukaryota; Fungi; Basidiomycota; Tremellomycetes; Trichosporonales; Trichosporonaceae. The coding region runs from base 1 to 2253 and encodes 750 amino acids. The transcript has 5 exons. The record is from RefSeq and is a predicted model, not a curated record.
AUGUCGCCCGUCAAGGAGCUCUCACCCCCAGUCAUAGUGGCUAAGCCCAAGACUCCCCUCCCGUCCCUCGACGUCAUCAUGCAGUCGCUCAACGACCUCGACCGCGCCGGUCCCCUUACCUCAACCAAGGGAAGCGCCUUCCUCGUCUCCCCCGUCGUGGGAGCGACCCUCCUCACGUCCGCGGCCAAGCUGGCCAAGAACGCUGAACCACCCCUUAUGAGCCCCACCUCGCCCAUAGUUUGGCACCCCAUCGCUUUAGCUGGUAUGCCCCUCAACCCCGCCGCCACGGGGUACGAUAAGAUCUUCUUCGAGGGCCAGGUGCGCCCGGUCUCGGUCGCGGCCUUUGAGGACCUUCUCUUCCUCACCCGCAUCGCCAAAUGGAAGGUCGCAUACCACGAGGGUCAGCCGUUCAGCCGCUCCGAGCAGCUCCCGUACUUCGGGCGCGUUGACGAGGCACUCGUCCGUGAGGGCCUCGAGAAGACCAUCGCCGAGAUCUGGUCGUCUGACAGCGCCCGUGAGGUGGCCGAGGCCGACAAGGCCCGCACGCUUGCCGACAUCAUUGUGUCGCCCACUACACCCCUCGGCGAAGUCAUCGGCGCCCUGCAGAAGGCUUUCGAGCUCUGCACCGCCACGAUGGAGCGCUUCGGCGGCGCGACCUUCAACGCCAUUCACCCCGACCAGCGCUCGGUCUUCGAGCUUACCAUCAAGCACCGCCCCGACCGCCUUGUCAUUGAGUGGCCCGCCUCCCUUGGCCCCGACUUCCUCACGGCCCUCACCACCAACGCUGAGACGCUCCGUGAGGCCGACAUGGACCCCUGUUUCGUCGACUUUGUCGCGUUCCACAUCGGUUACGAGCUCCUGCGCGGCGGCGCCAAGCUCGACACUAAGGAUGCCCGCUGGCUCGGCACUCCCGGCUUCCGCAAGGACACGCAGACGUUUGUCAGUCUCACGGACCCUGGAGAGGGGCACAUCUUCGGCACCACCCGCCGCUCGCGCUGGCUCAAGGGCGCCAUCUGUCACGUCGAGCACCUCGAGCGUCCCGGCAAUCUCCCGCGUGAGGAGAUCGAGUCGUACCGGAUCCCCUCCAUCUUCGAGUUCGCCCGCGUGCGCCUGCACACCGGCAAGUCGGCACCCAACACCUAUUUCGUCGGCCGCCGUGUCAAGGACUCGACGUCCGGCACCUUUGCGCACGACUUCAUCAAGGUUGUCAACCUGACCUCGGCCGCGUGCUCGGCCGCUUUCCAGCUCGGUGCGGCUGAGACCAAGGUGGCGAUGGACGGUCUCAAGGCCAGUGAGCAGGUCGCGUACAUGCGCGCGAUGAGCGGCCAUGUCCUCCGCAACUACAAGCAGGUCCUGAGUGCCGCCUACAACCUUAACGCGCCUCUCAUUGACGACCUCGCCCGCCCCAUACUCAACAGCGACAACGAGGAGGUCUACCCCUUAAUCACUGACAACUAUGAGAUUGCCAAGCGGGGAAUCGAGCUCGCCUCUCUCGGUGGCUUUGACAAGGUCACGUUUGACGGCGCCAGCGACACGUACCCGUCGCAGUGCGUGAUCCUGCAGAUCUCUGUUGAAAAGGCCCUCGAGCUUGUCCACUUAGCCCACCAGGCUGGCCUCAUCACCUACAUGUCGGCUGGGUUCAAGUUCAACCACAUCGCCGACGCGGUUUACACCGGCGUCGAUGGUAUCGGUAUCGGAGGUGCCCAGAUCCUGCGCUACAUGGACUCUGAAACGGGCCACCACGGUCCUUACACUGAGGAGUUUAUCGACCGCAUCGACUUUGAGCGUGACCAGGCGGCCAACUCUGUCCGCGGGCGCGGUGUCAACCUCCUUUGCCGUCUUGACCGCAUGUUCUACGAGGGCUCGCUCAAGAUGGAGGAGGAUGCUCUCCGCUCGCCUCUGUUCGAGGCUCUUCGCGACGUCGACGAGCCCGCGAUCGAGGGCUUCCUCGCAAACCCCGUUCUCGCCGACAUUAUCGCGAUGAAGGACGACGGCGAGAACCCCGUCAUUGGUAACGCGCGCCGCCUCAUGCGUGGCGACGUCCUCCUCAAGACGCGUCACCCCGAAAUGGACGCCAAGUGGGCUAAGCUGGAGCGCGACCUCGGGGAGCUGCUCAAGAACCCCGACGAGGAGGUGCUCGCUGGCUACUACCGCUCGCAGCCGUGGACGGCUUUCCGCGAGGCGUACGCCAAGAUGAUGAUGACGACCCGCGGCGACCGUCUGUAUACGAUCAAGUCUGCGCCUCGUGUCUAG